CUUCACUGUUUGCAAGUGGCCUCUUCACCCAACGCACUACGACCAAACUACCGGCAGUCGUUUCCACUGCGAGCGCCAUUAUCUCCUCCUCUUCAAGAACAUACACCACAUCCGCGCCUCGAUUCGUCAACAUGGCCAGCCAGGAAGCUCUCAAGAGACCAGCGGACUUCGUUGACUUUCUGAACGCCUCUCCCACCCCUUUCCACGCCGUGCACUCUGCAAAGCUCCGCCUUGAGAAGGCUGGCUUCAAGCAGAUAAAGGAACGCGACUCCUGGAACUCGACUCUCCAACCCGGCGGUAAAUACUACCUCACUCGCAACACCAGCACGAUCGUCGCCUUCGCCAUCGGCAGCGCAUGGAAGCCAGGCAAUCCUGUGGGAAUGGUCGGCGCCCAUACCGACUCGCCAUGUCUACGAAUCAAACCGGUCUCGAAGCGAUCAGCUGACGGCUUCCUUCAAGUCGGAGUGGAAACAUACGGCGGAGGACUAUGGCACACCUGGUUCGACCGUGACUUGGGCGUGGCAGGAAGAGUCAUGGUGAAGGGAAAGGGAAAGGACAGCUUGGUGGAGCAGAAGCUCGUCCGGAUCAGCAAGCCGAUCCUCAGGAUACCGAAUUUGGCGGUGCACUUUGGUGGAUCCGAGCCAUUUGAGUUCAACAAGGAGAAUCAGCUGUUUCCGAUCACUGGGCUGGUAUCGGCGGAAUUGAAUAGAACUGGCAAGACGGCGGAGCAGAUCAGAACGGAGGAAGGCGAGAAAGAGAAGAAUGCCGAGUAUGAACCGCUCAAGACGGCCACACAGAGACACCACCCAUACCUCAUCUCAAUGAUUGCCAAGGAGGCAGGCGUGCAGCCGGAUGAUAUCCUCGACUUCGAACUGGUGCUCUACGACACUCAGCCAUCAUGCAUUGGAGGCUUGAACGACGAGUUCGUCUUCUCCGCACGUCUGGACAACCUAGGCAUGACCUAUUGCGCCGUGGAAGGUCUCAUCCAAUCUGUCGCCUCCACUUCCGCACUCAAGGACGAUCCAACAAUCCGCCUUAUCGCCUGUUUCGACCACGAAGAGAUUGGCUCACAAUCCGCUCAAGGUGCCGACUCCAACAUGCUGCCCGCAGUCAUCCGUCGCCUAUCCUGCCUUCCUGGAUCCUCGACCGAUAGCGAAAAGAGCUAUGACAAAGUCUCUCAUAGCGAUGCUGGUGCCGACAACAGCACUGCGUAUGAGCAGACUUUGUCCACCAGCUUUCUAAUAAGUGCCGAUAUGGCACACUCCGUGAACCCCAACUAUGGCGCCAAGUAUGAAAGCGAACACCGCCCUCAUAUGAACGAAGGAACCGUGAUCAAAGUCAAUGCCAACGUUCGCUACGCCACCAACGCACCUGGAAUCGUUCUUUUGCAAGAAUGCGCGAAGCGAGCGAAGCCAUCUCAUUACCAACUUCCUGGAGCGAAGAGUUCUUCCGCUGGCGUCCCUCUUCAACUCUUCGUGGUGCGGAAUGACUCCCGCUGCGGCAGUACGAUCGGACCGAUGCUCAGCGCUGCACUAGGUGCGAGGACAAUUGAUGUCGGAAACCCGCAGUUGGCGAUGCAUUCGAUUCGGGAGACGUGCGGAGCGUACGAUGCGGAGCAUGGCGUGAAUUUGUUCGACAGCUUUUUCGAACACUUUGGAGAGUUGGAGGGAAAGAUUAUGGUUGACUGACUAGAUGAUGGUGAGAAGGCGAGGUUGUAGGUAUGGACGACAGUGAGCGGUCAGUGCUGAUCGCGCAGGGGAGUAUUGAAGACGCCCUUGACCGGGACAUUCGCGAUCAGAGCAGGGAGAGGACCAGUACCAGCAGUAUACAGAUGCUUGGGAUCCCGACCAUCAUUGAAGUUGUCGAAC
Molecule: messenger RNA, 1868 nt
Organism: Zymoseptoria tritici IPO323
Lineage: Eukaryota; Fungi; Ascomycota; Dothideomycetes; Mycosphaerellales; Mycosphaerellaceae
Exons: 4
Coding region: 132-1688 (518 amino acids)
Biological process (GO): proteolysis
Cellular component (GO): fungal-type vacuole
Molecular function (GO): zinc ion binding; metalloaminopeptidase activity
Source: RefSeq, a predicted model, not a curated record